GGCCUGCCAGACUGAGAGGGAAAGAGGAGGCAGGAGCAGCAGGAUCGUCCAGACUGACAAGAGGAAGGGAGGAAAAACCUGGCCGGACGGAAGGACUAGGGGCCAGUGUGUCCCGAAAAAAGCUGGUGCUGGAAAACACAUUAGAAGAAAAUAGGAAACGUGCCGAUCGAACUGAAGCGGAACACGACUUUUGGACAAGCGAUCGCAGGAUGACCCAGAUAAGUGACAUGUCGGCUUCCCACGUACGAAAAGAACUGCAGCAGCAGAGCCUGACGGCUCAGGGUUCUGGUGCAGAACUGCAUAAAAGCAGCCAUGGAGCCUCGUUCAACUCGAUGGAUACCCUUUCUACGGCGUCUGUGUCUUUCCCGGUCCUUCCACUAGAAGGAGAAGGUGCUGGACGUGCAAAGACGCUGGAGCCGCUCGUCGCAGGAAAGCACAUACAGACGCUAGAAGCCACUGGAAACAAUCAAGUGUCCGGAAAGAGCACAGAGACGGAUUGUUACACAGAAGCAAACGCCCCUCCGUCGCUAAAACUCCCGAAGCGGUUCAGCAUCAGUAAGACAGACACCCAGCCGGGAUUACCGCAGGACAACACGCCUGGAAAUAUGCCUUCGGCAAACGGCACUCCUUUCCCGGAGCGACAACUUUACUACUUGAAUGCACUUGGACAGGGCUCUCCCGAGUAUCACCAACAGGCUAGAGCCCUACAGCCUGCCUACCAACAGACGUUCUACAAUCCACAAAACGGGACGUUGGUCACUCUUCCAAUGUCUGCUCCACCGCUCUCUUACCCGAACGCUGUUAGUGCUACUACCGCUGCCCCUCAGCCUCAGCAGCAACCAGUGGUUCUCAUGCCAGUCAGGCCACAGACUUACUACACGCGGGCUGCCAAUGGCCAGUUGGUUCCGGUGGCGGUUCCAACACUAUCGACCAUUCCCGCAGUGUGUAACAUGGCUGCGAACUCUCAGCAGACCCUGCAAAGAAACACCACAUCCGACUCUACCCCUUUUGAGGAGACUUCUCCGAGGAAGAAACAGAAGACGUCGGCGCAUCCUUCGCCAGAAAUAAAGAAGGCGGAAGAGUUGCAAAGACAGCAUAUUCAGCGUCAAACUUUGUUGUACCCUAAGCUCCAUCAGGAGGUGCAGUCUCCGAAUGUCUCUGAUAUUUACCAGACAAACAACGAAUCUGCGUUAGCGGGCUCUGAAGACGAACACGUCGAGGAGGACGGUGUUGAGAACAGCAUCAAACUGGAAGCCACGAAUCAUGCGGAAACUUGCUCCACCAUGGGAGACACUCCGAUAAUGGUCACUGGCCAGGAUGCUGAAGAUAAACAGCCAAAGUUACAAAAAAUCACCGGUACUGUUUCUUUAGGUGCCUUCACUUACAAAUACAGUCAGACCCUGUCGGGUGAUCCCAUUAAAGACAGGGAGUUGUUUGAUUGUUUGACAGAUAAUGCAUGGAAGUCAUGUAUGGCCAAACGUUGAUCAAUCGGGCCCAUUUCCUUAUCCUUCCCACUUAAGGAUCUUUUCAGGGCCUAUUUACUAUUACCUUUUCACCCUUACUUUCAUUUCUUAUUUAUUUUUAUCUUUUAGCACUUAAUAGCAAGCACAAUUGAUGAGAGAAGUAGACGUCUCAGAGCGCAUCUCCGUCGUUGGUUUUCUAUCUUUAACAUGUCUUCUGUAAAGUUCCGAAGAACAUUCGCUGCGGGUGGGCUGUCC
Messenger RNA from Pichia membranifaciens NRRL Y-2026, 1718 nucleotides. RefSeq lists its product as hypothetical. Lineage: Eukaryota; Fungi; Ascomycota; Pichiomycetes; Pichiales; Pichiaceae. The record is from RefSeq and is a predicted model, not a curated record. Bases 210 to 1484 code for a protein of 424 amino acids. The transcript has a single exon.